AUGGCGUCCAGACUUGUGUGCCUUUUGCCGCUGAUCUCCAACACGCUCGGUGCUGAAGUCAGAACGCAUCAUCCUCUCAGAGAGAAGUUUGAUGGCUUUCGUCAACAGUACGGCCGAACAUACCAGGAAGGCACAGAAGAGUACGAGAAGCGGUUUGCAUUGUACCGCAACGCAGCUCUCCUUGCUGAGCGUUUCAACAGUCGCCCAGGGCGUUUGUGGACCGCCGGAACGGGACCCUUGGCCGAUCGCAGCGAAGAGGAGCCUGGGCGCUCGGGUCGCAAGGCCCGUGGCAACCUUCGCAUGGCAUCUCUAGCACAGCUUGGAUCGAAAGACACACCUCAGGAGUUCCUGAAUUGGACCUCUCUCUCCUCGCUCGAAAGCGUUCGCGAUCAGGGAGGCUGUGGCAGUUGCUGGGCGGUGACGGCAAGUACGGUCUUGGACAGCCACGCAGAGAUCUACAAGUCCAAGCAGAGGAGCUUCUCAGCUCAGGAGCUGGUUUCCUGCGUUGCCAACCCCAAGAAGUGCGGAGGCUCAGGUGCCUGCAGCGGAGCCACCGUUGAGUUGGCCUUCCAGUACGCCAUGGACCAUCCUGUGCAGACAGCUGCAGACGUCCCUUACGAGGCAGUCGACGGGCAUUGCCAGGGUGCUUCUGCCUCUUUCUUGCAGGGCGACUCCAUGGGUGACACAGAUUUGGAUGUAGCUGCAGUCGGCUUCCAUGCCGCAAGCUCUGAUGCUCCGGGUCUCAAGUUCAUGAACGGUUGGGAGCGGCUGAAGGAGAACGGCUACACAGAGCUGCUGCGCGCAAUAAGCGAGCGCGGCCCCGUCGCCGUCUCCGUGGAUGCCACGACCUGGAGCUCGUACAUGUACGGCAUCUUCGACUCCUGCGAGAAGGACGCGGUCAUCAACCACGCAGUUACACUCGUGGGCUACGGCGUGGAGAAGAGCAACGGCAAGAUGUACUGGACCAUUCAGAAUUCCUGGGGGCCAAAUUGGGGCGAGGAUGGCAAGAUCCGGCUCUUGAGACGGGAGGACGAGGAGAGCUACUGCGGUAUUGAUCAUCAGCCCGAAGAAGGGACCGGAUGUGAAGGCGGACCCAAGCAGGUGAAGGUCUGCGGAACGUGCGGCAUCUUGUACGACAACGUGGUGCCACACUUCAAGAAUGGUGAGCCGGAUGAUUGA
Messenger RNA from Symbiodinium sp. CCMP2592, 1179 nucleotides. Lineage: Eukaryota; Dinophyceae; Suessiales; Symbiodiniaceae. The record is from the annotation of a GenBank genome assembly.